CGGCGGUCCCGCCCCGGCCCGGCCCGGCCUCCAUGAGGAGGAAGCGGCCGAAGGGUCAGUGGCUGGUGAUGGCAGGCACCUUGCUGGUCCUCCUGGCCCUGCUCCGGGCCGCGCAGGUUUUAAAAGCAUUUGAUUACCCUUCUUCUUGGGAGGGACAGGAACAGAUGUUCAAGCUGGACAUGGGUUGGCCUAAAAAUCCAGAAUACUUCACUGGAGAACCAUUUUGUGUUGCUGUUGACUCUCUUCAUGGUUUGGUCUAUGUGGGUCAAAGGGGAGAUAAUGUACCAAAGGUGCUUGUAUUCUCAGAGGAAGGUUAUUUUCUUAACUCCUGGAAUGACACAGUUGAAAAGCCUCAUGGUAUCUUUGUACUGAACACGGCAACAGAUAGUUCAGUAUGGAUCACAGAUGUUGGAAGAGGGAAAUAUGGGCACACUGUGAAACAGUACAGCCCUUCAGGUAAACUUCUGCAGACCUUGGGCACACCAGGUAAUGCUGGUUCAAGUUUGAUUCCCCUGCAGUUUGAUCAGCCAGCAGAUAUCUUUGUGGAGGACUCUGGAGAUAUGUAUGUUGUGGAUGGAGAUGGUGGAAUGAAUAACAGAUUACUCAAACUGUCCAACGAUUACAAAGAAAUAUGGAUGGCUGGAACAAAUGGGUCUGGCAUUGGUCAGUUCAAGAUUCCUCACAGUGUAACAGUGGAUCCUUUUGGACGGGUAUGGGUUGCAGACAGAGAGAAUAGAAGAAUCCAAGUUUUUGAUAAAAUGACAGGGGAAUGGCUCGGGUCUUGGAACAGGUGUUUUUCAGAAGAAGGACCCUAUUCUGUCAGAUUCACUGCCAAUUACAAAUACCUGAUUGUAGCUCAGCUGAAUAUCAACCGGUUAGCAAUCUUGGCAGCACCACCAGUUGGCUCUAUCAGGGACUGUGUUAUGGUGAACACAGUCCAAAUGGCAGAUGAAACCAAACCACACCUUGUGGAUGUAGACAUGAAGAGUGGAGCAGUCUAUGUUGCACAGAUUGGAGCUCAACAAGUACAAAAAUACAUCCCCUUAAGCUAAUGGUUUCCCACAACUGCUAUGGCACAAGCUGUAUGACAUACAAGACCUAUGACCACAUUUCCUUGUUUUAUGUAGCUAAUGUUUCCUUAAGCACAGGACAGUGUACACCAAGAAAUGUAGAGCUAAGAAUCUGCCCUAGAUGUUCUGCAGAGCUGGGGAAGAAAUACUUGGUCUUCAGUUGUCACUCAUUUUAGUAAUGCCAUUUUGGGUUCUGCUUCUGUUGCUGGGAAUUGUAAAAUGAUUUUGAUAGGCAUCUUAAUUUGAUUUCAUCAAGCUUUAAAAACACAGCUGCUGUUCUUAAAUGUAAAGCCUCAUCUUGGGGCUGCCCCAUGUAGCCUCUGUGCAUUGUUGAAUGAAGGACAGAACUGACUGAAGCAAGUGCACUUAUUUAAAUGAUGUCCUGGGAGCUGAGCACCUCAUUUGAAUAUUAAUUCAUUUGUUGGGGUUUUGUUGUUUUGUUUUCCCUUGUGGGGUUUUGGGUUUGGUUUUUUUUGUUUGUUUGGUUGGUUUUGGUUUUUUAAAUCAUGCUGAUACUGCCCAGUGCUGGAUGUUGGGAUGCAUUAUGGUGUUGAAAAAUACGCUGCUGGAUACUGGUGUCAGUGCUGAUACUGGCAUCUGCCUCUGGUAGUUGAUGAGAUAAGCAUUGAAACCUAGGUUUUCAGUUCUAGCUGAAGUGAUAAAGUCUGUAAUAAGCUUAAGUUAAAUUGAUAUCAGGCACUUCAAACUAAAUUAAAAGCAUGUACACAGCAGUCAAGUCUUGAUUCUUAAUUUAAUCAAUUCUUGACCUGAUUUGAUUUAUAUCAGCAUGAGUUUUCUGUUCUGUAAAAUGUAAUAGUGGAACAUAUUGAAGUUAAUUCAUUUAAGUUCCUCAAGAUAAACAAAUUGCAAUUUUUUAGGAAAGUCUUAAUUACUUUUUGGGAUUGGGAGACAUGUGAUUCUCCCAAUUUUAUUGAAACUCUGUCAGUUAGGAACAGUAAAUCUGUUCUGGUUUGGGAAUUUUUAACCAGUUUAUAAUCAGAACUUAGACUUGAUCAACUCCAUUAAUAUCUAAAGUUUUGAUGGUCUAACAGAUGUCUCCAAGCUCUGUCCUCUUUCCAUUCCCAGUCCAGAAUACUCUGUUUUCUUUAUAUAUUGCUACAAGAUUUUAAGUCAUCUCACUUUAUAGAAGAGAGGAAACUGGGUAUAGGAAAAUGGGAUGGGGAGAAUGGCAUGGCAUAAAGGAGACAGUGAGUAAAGCUCUGCCUCUGUAAAGCUGUGGACCUACAUUCUGUAUCUACUAGCUCUUCAAAACAUUUAGGAGGAUUUUUGCUGUUUCCACAUUCUUAUUCUAUUUGAUGGACUAUUUUAAUGCUAAUUACCAGCUAAGAAAAUGGUGGGAUUUUUUUGUUUUGUACUUCCUUUGAAAAAGGUAUAUGGGAAGUACAAUUAUUCUGAUGGGAAAGAUUCACUUCAGUCAAUGUUAUCAAAAUCAAAUGCUACUUAAUUUGGCAGGUUUCAACCCAUGAUCACGAAUUUGUGGGUCAGCAGAUGGAAAAUCUGUCCAGAAAAGUCAGAUUCAUAUUUUCUGUGGAAAACAGUUAAAAUGCAAAUGGUUUAUUUUUAGCUACAUCCACAUUAACAAAACCAGAUCUUACCUGGCUGCCUUCAUGCAAGCCUUAAAACCAGAACUUGAGGAUUAUACAUAAGCAAACACGGUCCAUCAUUCCCAUGGUCUUGAAUGGGAGCCAGUAGGCAAUAUUUACUAGCUGAAAAAGUAGCAUUGCUUCCACUAGACGUAGAUGAAUAGGUCCACAUUGCUUCGCAGUGUGUUGUGUGGAUUUCUGACUAUGUGUACACUAUCUCAGGGAUCUCUGCUCUGUGUGCAUUUCCCCUAUUUCUCACCUAUAUAGUGUGUAUUUCUUUUAAAAAAUAUUAAU
Molecule: messenger RNA, 2968 nt
Organism: Calypte anna (Anna's hummingbird)
Lineage: Eukaryota; Metazoa; Chordata; Aves; Apodiformes; Trochilidae
Gene: NHLRC3
Product: NHL repeat containing 3
Exons: 7
Coding region: 33-1052 (339 amino acids)
Biological process (GO): protein polyubiquitination; negative regulation of translation; proteasome-mediated ubiquitin-dependent protein catabolic process
Molecular function (GO): ubiquitin protein ligase activity; protein binding; translation repressor activity
Source: RefSeq, a predicted model, not a curated record